This is a messenger RNA of Gastrolobium bilobum, 793 nucleotides long. RefSeq names its product two-component response regulator ARR4-like. The record is from RefSeq and is a predicted model, not a curated record. Gene Ontology annotation, biological process: cytokinin-activated signaling pathway; phosphorelay signal transduction system. Lineage: Eukaryota; Viridiplantae; Streptophyta; Magnoliopsida; Fabales; Fabaceae. The transcript has 5 exons. The coding region runs from base 1 to 666 and encodes 221 amino acids.
AUGGAGUCUGAAAGUGUCGUUUCUCCGCCGACGAUGUCGGAGAACAUAGACGUUCUUGAUCUCUCGCCCGAGGAAUCCGAAAAUGUUCAUGUUUUAGCCGUUGAUGACAGCAUCGUUGAUCGCAAGGUCAUUGAAAGUUUGCUCAAAGUCUUACCUUGUAAAGUUACUACCGUGGAUAGUGGACUCAGCGCACUGCAAUUUCUUGGACUAGAGAACCAGGAAAUGCGCAAUGAUUUUGUCCAAGUGGAUCUAAUUAUCACGGAUUAUUGUAUGCCCGGAAUGAAUGGUUAUGAACUGCUCAAGAAAAUUAAGGAAUCGUCCACUUUCAGAGAAAUUCCUGUGGUGAUUAUGUCCUCUGAAAACAUUCUUCCGCGCAUAGACAGUUGCUUGAAGGAAGGUGCAAAGGAAUUCAUAGUGAAGCCUGUGAAAUUAUCUGACGUGAAACGUUUGAGAAAUUACAUGACAACAGACAGAGCAUGUGGCAGUGGCGGUGGAAUCAACAAAAGGAAGCUUCCAGACAUCUCUGAUGUGUCUUCAUUACCGCCGUCUGAUUCCUCGUCGACAAUUUCAUCACCACCGUCACCUUCUUCUCCAUCACCUUCAUUGUCACCCUCCUCCGUGAUUGACUCUCCAAUCAGACGGCUCAAAAUGACCAGCACUGAUUGAUCAUCUGCAAUUUCUUUUUUCCUAUCAUCAUAUCACUGUUUUUUUUGUUUUUGUUUGGUUUUUUUUCACAUAUGGGGUUCAAACUGCAAUUACACUCCCGUUAUUUGCAACGGUUUUUGUUGCACUA